Molecule: messenger RNA, 5828 nt
Organism: Amoebophrya sp. A120
Lineage: Eukaryota; Dinophyceae; Syndiniales; Amoebophryaceae
Source: the annotation of a GenBank genome assembly
CCCAGGUUGCGAAUUUCAAUAUCUGUUUCACUAUCCUUCGAGCAGCAACUAUUGCUUAGAACCUGGAAGCCUUCAUCCGCCCAACGCACUUACCAACACCCCCAAAAAAACAACAUGUACCAGUCGUUCGUUCUGCGUUCCCAUUCCUCCAUCGCGAAAUACAAUUUUUUCGCGCGGGAGGUUUCUCUCUACAACUUCGUCUUCCUGAUCCUCGGCUUCGCGUUUUUCUGGAUCCUGUACGACAACGGCCUGUACUCCGGAAACCUUUUCACCACGCUUUCCAGUAGUUUGUUCGGCAGCUUACCAGCCUCGCUGCAAAAUUUCGCCGACGUGGAUCAUUAUAGCAGCACGGGUUCUUCUUCCAGUACUUCUGGGUCGCAAUUUUUCAGCAAGACGAGAUGUCAGCUGCGAGUACAGAUUGAUGUGCAGCCGGAAACAAAGACCGGGGUAGAUCUACAAGGGGAGGAGGCCUUCGGAACGGAGUUCGGAACGCGAUUGGUGGCGGCGAUACGGAACAAUAUUGUUUCGCAGGAUGCAAAGGGCUUGGCCACUUUUGGUUCCGCGAAUACGGAGUUUGGAGUUGUGGAUGAAGCUCUUGCCGAGGCAAAUUUUAACGCAAACGGCGAGGAAAGUGGCGCCUUUACUACCAGUUGUACCUACACACUUCGCAUUCAUCAUCAGACGGAUCAUUCGAAGUCGCAGGCCGGGACUACAGAUGGUGAAACGAAUCCCGAGCAUCUUCCAUUCAAACUGCAAAUCGAUCCGGAGGAAACCACAUUAGCGACGUUUACACUCCCGUCUAAAGCGCAGCUGGCACAAGUACUACCAGCGAAGCCUCAGGCCGCAACUUCUUCAUCUACUACCACACCGGAGGACAUUGCACUCAAAUUACUGCAAGCUUUGCAGCAACUUUGGUUCGCCCCGUUUGAGAAAACGAAGGACCGCUUAGUGAAAUUCUGGGGUCAGGACCCCUACUACGUGUUGCAGCUACUGUUUUUGAAGGGGAAAGAGGACAACUUUGUACUUCCACCAAACGAAGAAAGGGACGACACGAUCGUCGAGGGCGGCACACCACUACAGGUUCCCCAUACAGAAGCAGCUUUUACCGAUAAAUCAGACGGGGCAGUGUCAUCUCUCAUCGAGCAGCUUUUCCACCAUUUUUUCGUCCAGCCGCUGUCUCUUCUAUUCGAGCUGGACGUCGAAACGCAGAAGGUGUCUGAAGUUGAUUUCCACAAACUCUCAAAUGAAGGCUCUUUCCUCCGCGAAGCGAGUUCUUGGACCGCCGAGGUGGUCAGUCGGGGGGUGCACAAAUUGCCGCAUCUGAAACGGUUGGCGACGACGGCGGUUGAUGAUGGUGUUUUUGCGGUUGACGGAGACGACGGGGAACAAGCGGGGGGAACAGAGCAAGAGGGUGUCGUUGAGGAUAAGAACCAAGCGCAAGCGCUGGAAGUACGGGCAAGAAGAGAUAAUUCUGCAACCACAACUGAACUUGAUGACAAAAAAGCGAGAAUGUUUUCUGUCGCCGGAUGGGGUGUUUUGGCGAUGACGGAAGAUUUGGACGCGACAUUCACGGUUUGGGCCCGGUAUUUACGGAAAUCGCUCGGCUUGGCGAGUGUGCGAAAGCCGUUUGGGCAUUACUACAACAAUAGUCGGAAUAAAGCAGCGGACAGCGGGGCAGGAGUCUCGUCCGGAAGUACUAGCGAGGUCGCUUUCUCCAAAGUGAUUAUACAGCUCGUAGAUGAUGAUGGUCCUUCAAAGCCUCCAGAAGGAACGGCAAAUAAUAAAGAUCCCGCAACUUCUUCUCUCCCCCUCAACACCUUCCUCGCCGACCACGAGUUGCUCGCUUUGGCCAGGUAUCAAAUGUAAAAAUGUCUGGGUCUGGAAACUUGUGAUGCUGUGUGGCGUAUCAUGAGGAGGCCGCAAGUGCUGACUCAGCAUGACAAGUUUCGGAGCUUCUAGGGGUUGCCUAUUCUGCAUGACAAACUACGUCUCUGUACUACGUUGAAAUAAAGGACACAGAUAAAAUUUGAAAAUUUUGCUACAACGAGUUGAGAAUUAUUUUUUGCUGCAGCUGCGCCGGCGGUUUGUCCAGGGGACUGAGUGCGCAGAUAUUGCGCGGGCCAACUAGUUCGGGGGCUGGAGGCAGGUACAGGUAAGUGAGGACGCGCAGCACCACCAGCGGCUGGCUGUUUUCCUGGAUUUUUCUGAGUAUGCAUUUGAAAUAGCUAGAUUAAAAAUGUUUUUUUUGCAGGCGCUUUUCAUGCGUAUUCAUUUAAAUUUUUAAAGAAUACUUGGCAAAACUAGAAAUGUAGAUGCUAAAGCAUUCUAGGGCCCGAAAUGUAAGUAAUUUAGCCUGCAGCUAAGGGGGCCAAUUCAGAUAGUCCGAAGCGUGCGCGACGGGCUGAAGAAGUUUGUUUUUCAUCUAUUGACUUACUUCAAUAAGCUUCUGACUUACAACUUUGAGGAUCAACUGGCUCAAUUCGAAAAGCCAAAAUCUUGUGUCAUGUACCUGUUCGCCAUAGUGGACGUUCGUCCUGUGUCCCUUACCGAUUAUUUGCCGUUAGGUCGUGAUCGGUAAGGGACACAGGAAAGACGAGUACUCAAACGACACAAUCCGACAGAGUACUCGACACGAACCCCGACAGAGAAAUGCGCACCUUUUGAAGCACUCAUGACGCAUUUAUAAACGAGCAAAAAUUUAUUUUUCAUCCCCAUGGUAUGGCCAACUUCUUUUGGAAUAGCCCCUUUUGUCCUAAAGAAGAAUGAAGGUUAUUUCAAAAAAUGUUGACCACACCAUGGUGAAUAAAAUUGAACUACUCUAUUUUGGGGAGCUAGCUAAUGCGCCUGCAGGUUUAGCUAGUUCAUCAUGCUAAAAACAAAAAGAACAAGCAAGAAGCGGCGGCGCUGCAUCCAGUCCAGGACGCCGGUAGCCCGAGGCCCCAGGCCCCGUUGAGCGUCGAGGUUCGGCUCGAAGUAGUCCCGGUUUUCCGCGUCCAGAACUUCCUGCUUCCACCCGCGGCAAAAUCUCCGGUGGCUACCCGCUUCCGAAAUCCUAAAGCCUAAAUCUCGGCUACGCGACUGGUCAACUCGUAGUAGCAAAAUUUCAAAUUUUUGUCUGUGUCCUCUAUUUCAACGUAGUACUCUGCAUGACAGAAAAGUGGGGCUCUUUGGUAAUGUGCAUGACAGAUUUAAGGUUAUGGCUUGUGUGAUAAGGAGGCAGCACGGGACUAGCGAAGCGGCCCGGGUAGCCGACGCGGGAACACAAAGCGGAUUUUUAUAAAGAGACACCCCGCUCCCUACCGGUCAGUGUUGUUGUGGUCCCGGGAAGACCUAAAACUCGACCCAAAGCAAAUCAGUUCAAAUCUCAAGUGAAAUUUUUUUUUGGCCUGUUGCCACAAAUCUCAUAAAAUUACAAUUGUCUCCGCGAGCGCGCCCUGCGGCGCAGCACUCCAAUCUGAGUCAAGUUUCAAGUGUACGCCUGCGCGUUUGGCCUGCUGCCACAAGUCUCAUCAAAUUGCAAUUUCUCUGCGAGCGAGCCCUGCGGCGCAGCACUCCAAUUCUUUUUUUGGCCUGUUGCCACAAGUCUCAUAAAAUUGCAAUUGUCUCCGCGAGCGCGCCCUGCGGCGCAGCGCUCCAAUCUGAGUCAAGUUUCAAGUGUGCGCCUGCGCGUUUGGCCUGCUGCCACAAGUCUCAUCAAAUUGCAAUUUCUCUGCGAGCGCGCCCUGCGGCGCAGCACUCCAAUCUGAGGCAGGUUUCAAAUGUGCGCCUGUGUGUGCGACCAGCUGCCGCAAGUCCCUUUAAACUGCAACUGUCUCCGCGAGCGCGCCCUGCGGCGCAGAAAUCCACGCUGAGUCAAGUUUCAAGAGUACGCCUGCGCCCUAAAAUCCAGCUACAAACCCAAAAACUUCAACAGUACCAGCGACAAGGUUGUCAAUUAUUCUCCCCCUCAUAGCUUCACUUACGUUCACAAAGGUCGUGGUCGAUUGCUUGGCGCGACCACGUAGUUGCAAACUUCACGCGUCAAGUUUCUCUACGCAGCCUGCUGCCCCGCCCCCUUUCAGCCUGUUUCUAGUGUGAAUCAUUCUGAUUAAGAGCAGUGCCUUUCACAGUUGCAACGUUAGCGCAGCUCCAUGCGCGAUAAGUCCUUCCAGGGCGGGGGUUUCGCAGACUGUACCUUUGGGGCCGGUCCUUGCACCAGUACAAUUUCUCAACUUUUGCCAAGUACUCCGGGACAAGUUGUUCCAGCAUACUAGUUUCGCCAUUUUCCCGUGGCUUCUCAUGUGAGUUAGAGUUUCAUUGAUGAUUUCAUCGAUCCCUCAGUGCAGUACUUACACAACACGUUGGCGGGGCCUGUGUCUCGACCGACUACUUACGCAAGCUACGGACGUUGCGGAUUUUGUCAGCGAUGACGCCGCAUCGUCGGAAGAUUCUAGCACAUAAUUGCUCGCGGGUUGUUGUGUCUUCUUUUGCCUUGAAGCAGCUACUUUGCUUCACUUUCAGACUACUUCGGCCCUCCAGACGUCGUCGCGCCAUCUUGUGUCUCAGGUCCGUUGUCCCGUGCUGCGGCAUGGGCGAGCGUGACCACACUUGCUGGUUAGCCGUCUCGUGUCUGAGGUCCCUCACUCGGUGCUGCGGCAUGGGGUGCGGGAUCACACUUGACGGCGCGACGUCCGAGUGGGUCCACAGUCACAACAAAGAGUCGGGCCCUGGGCUCCCGAUUCGUUUUUGCUUUCGGCAGUUGAGUGUUUUGGGAACAAGCUGAAGCUGGUGCGUUGCAUUUUGCUUUCUCUUCACCUUCUUCUCUUUUUUUCUUUUUUUGUACUUCUGGGUCUGCGCCCCCUCGUACCAACGGGCCUCUCUUUCUCCGUCAUCGGGGUUGUCAGGUAUUCGCGGUCUGGCGACCUACGUUCGCUAGUUCGGCCCGUUGUUGUCUCCGACGGUUUCGAGUUAUAAAAGUUAUGGCUUGUGUGAUAAGGAGGCAGCACGGGACUAGCGAAGCGGCCCGGGUAGCCGACGCGGGAACACAAAGCGGAUUUUUAUAAAGAGACACCCCGCUCCCUACCGGUCAGUGUUGUUGUGGUCCCGGGAAGACCUAAAACUCGACCCAAAGCAAAUCAGUUCAAAUCUCAAGUGAAAUUUUUUCCCGCCCUUCCCUCCCUUUUAUUUCUCGUUACUGUUGUCGAGGCAAAACCUUUAUCCCGCGGGGUAAGGGAAUGGGUUGUCAGGUAUUCGCGGCCUGGCGACCUACGUUCGCUAGUUCGGCCCGUUGUUGUCUCCGACGGUUUCGAGUUAUAAAAAGUCAUGCCAGACAAGCAUGACAAACUUGCAUUCUUCCAGACCCAGACAUUUUUACAUUUGAUACCAGGGCUUGCAGGGAAAUUUACGUGCAGCGGAUUCAGGAGCAAGUGAAAAAUGCGAACGAGUUCAGCAAUGUUCUUCCGGAGGACGUGAUGCAGAAACUGGUUUUGGCGGGGAAGAAGAUGGAGUUGUUGUUGGCGCGAAGAAUUACAACAACAUCGGGGAGGAGAGAACAUGAUGGGAAGAUGAACUACAGCACAAGUAGAACAAGUCCGUUUGAUGUCACUAGCAGUUCUUGGUCCGAGGAACUGCAACUGCUUCGGCAAAUUUUGUUUCUGCUCGAUGAAGCGGUUCAUGAUGAAAAGAUGGUUCCGCAGCUGUAUUUCAGCUUGGAAUUCACGACUGCGGUGUAUUUGCCCGUGGUUUUGCCGGCGCUGGUGCCGUUGCUGACUCUGUUGAAGAGGAAACUGGUAAUGACGUGAGGCCUUUAUGACCUCGAGGGAAAAAGCAUUGACAUUCUGGCGCACUAU